Rotaria sp. Silwood2 is the source of this 1128-nucleotide messenger RNA. The record is from the annotation of a GenBank genome assembly. NCBI's taxonomy places the organism in Eukaryota, Metazoa, Rotifera, Eurotatoria, Philodinida, Philodinidae.
AUGCAGGUUAGCAUCGAUCAAUUAUUAAGUACUUCUUUUUAUGAAUGUAAUUUAGGUUUUUGUAAUAUAUUAUGUAUUCUAUUAUUUAUCACUAUUCUGAAUAAAACAGUCCUAACAAAUGAUAUAAAAGAUGUUCAAUUAAAAUCCCAAUUGGACAAUUUAUCAUUACCAAAAGAACUGAUUAUUAACACUAUUUUUGUUGUUCAUCUUCAAUCAGCCCUAGUAAUUAUGUCUAGUGAACGAGAUUUUCCAUUUAAUAUUUCAUCAGAUUCUAAAUUUAAUUAUAUUCGUUAUCCUCAAUCAUAUCGUACGACAGUAGUACAGGUUAGUUCACACAUGCAUAAAAUAUUUUCAGAUACUUAUUCGACUAUGUAUCAUAUUCAACUGGCUGUUAAACGAAUUCCAAAUCAUAUUAAAACAAUAUUAAAACUUAUUACUACAGGUUCACCUAGCAUGACUCAAAGAAUGUUACCUACUACGUUCAAUAAUAUGGCUCGUAUUUCAAAUGAAAAUAAAAUUUUGCUCAAUAAAACUAUAGAUCAAUUAACUGAUCUUUCUAAUUUUUUAAAUGAAAUUAAACAAUAUACAAUAAAUUUAUCAUUAAAAUUUACUAACUAUUCUUCGGAUAAAACUAAUUUAAUACUUUAUAAUGAAUUUAAUUCGAAAGAUAUUCUUGAGAAACUUUGUAUAAUAAUUCUGCAAAUGAAAAAACAAUAUGAACAAAUUGUUCAAUUAAUUUUUACUGUUGAUAUUCAAGAAAAAUUUAAUUUAUUUAAUAAUGAUAAUGAAAUUAUUCAUUUUAUUUCAAUUUUAUAUAGCAUUGAAAAUAAUGCUUAUUAUCUUUAUCAAUUAUCAAGUAUUUAUACAGAUAUAUUAAAUCGAUAUGUACUUGAUCAACUUGCUAAAAUUGGACGAUAUGCAGUAUUAUCAACUGAUGAUGAACGUUUAAAAAGUUUUUCCAAAUUAUCACAACAAAUGUCAAACACUUUUCAUGAAGUUGAACAAUUAUUUAUCGAACGUCAAAAUGAAUUUGAAAUCAAUAGUAUGAUGUUACAGCAAGCCUAUGAAAAACUUUUUAAUGAAUUUAAAAAUCGUUUACCAACAUCUGAAUUGUUAGAAACCAAAUAA